AUGUGCCUAUGGGCCGAGCCGAAGGUCGAGUACCUAGGCCAUGUCAUCUCUGCUGCAGGUGUGGAGCCGGACCAAGCAAAGAUACAUUGCAUGACCGAGUGGCCGCUACCCAAGAACCAAAAGGAGCUGCGAGGAUUUUUGGGCCUAACCGGUUAUUACCGCCGGUUUGUGGAGGGAUAUGGAAAGAUCGCCAUGCCACUGACCCUGUUGCUGCGAAAGGGCGAGUUUAGAUGGACCGAGGCAGCGACGGAAGCAUUCGAGAAGCUCAAGGAAGCCAUGACGACGGCCCCGGUUUUGGCACUACCCGAUUUUGCCAAACCAUUUGUAGUCGAGUGCGAUGCUUUCGGUGCUGGCAUUGGUGCUGUUUUGAUGCAGGAGGGAUGGCCAAUUGCUUUCAUGAGCAAGGCGUUGUCCCCUAGGACCCGCUCGCUGUCCACAUAUGAGAGGAGAUGA
Messenger RNA from Phoenix dactylifera (date palm), 453 nucleotides. The record is from RefSeq and is a predicted model, not a curated record. NCBI's taxonomy places the organism in Eukaryota, Viridiplantae, Streptophyta, Magnoliopsida, Arecales, Arecaceae.